Messenger RNA from Owenia fusiformis, 2184 nucleotides. Lineage: Eukaryota; Metazoa; Annelida; Polychaeta; Sabellida; Oweniidae. The record is from the annotation of a GenBank genome assembly.
CCAAGCUUUUGAGCAUUUUCUACUCAAUGUUGUUAUGCGCAGCAGGAAAGCCGGAUUUUUCGGAAGUUCUAAAAACGUUUUCUGCGCAGAUUUCACGUUUUGCGAAAGAGAAAAGAUGGAUAAAGAAGAUGAGGAUGUUUUCACCAAAAAUGACGCAAAGAUUGAGCCAGCCAAGGAUAAUAUAGCUGCUCCCACUGAAAAGAAAAAGCGCAAAAGGAUGAAGGAAUUAUACAAACAAAUCUUAAAACAGAUGGAAUUUUACUUCGGAGACGCCAAUCUGAGACGUGAUAGAUUCAUCAAAAAAGAGAUUGACAAAUCAGUGGAUGGAUAUGUUCCUCUGGAGAUGUUCCUCACAUUUAACAAGAUCAAGGCCCUCACUGAUAGCUCUAAGGUUCUGGCAAAGGCCUUAGCACCAUCAACUCUUAUUCAGUUGAGCGAAGAUGGUACCAGGAUCAAGAGAACCAAGGAGUUGGCGUCAGAGUCUGACUGUGAUGCAAGAACAGUAUAUGUUGAGUGUUUACCUAUCAAAGUUGAUCAUGAAUGGGUCAAGUCCACCUUUAAUGUUUGCGGGGAGAUCGCUUAUGUGAGUCUUCCACGUUUUAAAAGCACUGGAGAUAUCAAAGGGUUUGCAUUCAUAGAGUUUACCACAAAAGAAGGAGCUGAAAAAGCUGUACAGCAACUAAAUAACCCUCCUGUGAGUGCUGGGGAAAAGCUUGGACAUUUCCCAAAGUACAACAAACAGCUAAUCAGUCUGCAGAAAUCUCUUUCUACAAAUGACGGUACAGUUCCUGAGAAUACCCAAUCAGAGAAAUGCACAACUGAUAAAGUCACAUGUAAGAAACGCAGAAGACGCAGACAAACCAGUGAAUGUAGCGUUGAUGACCAAGAGGCUACUCCUGAGAAGAAAACCUGCACAAAAUCUAAUGAUAUCACAACAGAAACUGAUGAGAUCACUACAAAAAAUGAUGAUGUCACACAAACACAGAAAAUUGCCAAAAUUGAAGAAACUGAACAAUUAAAAGACAAUGAACCUCCUAGGAAAAGGAAACGUAAAAGGACAAGGAGUGUCAACAUUCCUGUUUGCCCCGAGCCUAUACAAACUGACUCCUCAGAACCCACAACACCUAAACGUAAAUCCUCAAAGGAAGAUGAAGAACGACUUACUCCAAUAAUAUCAACCUCCACAAGUGCAACACCAAAACGGAAAAGAAAACCAGAAAACACUGAACUAACUAGUGCUACUCCAAGUGACUCUAAAAAGGUGAGGAUAGUAGAACCUCACGAAACUGAGCCAGCUUCUAAAUCUGAGAAGGAGAACAUGGAAGGAGUCACCUCUGAAAAGACAAACACUGAAGUUGUUAAAUCUAAAAGAAAGCGAAAGAAGAAAAAGCAGAAUAAACAGCAAAAACACAAGAAAUCUUUGAAGGAAGUACCUGAACUCAGAGUCAUACCAAAACAGAAAUGGUUAAACUUGAAACAAGAGUACUUAGACCAGCAGAAACUGAGCAUGUCCAAGCUAAAGCGAACUCUCAAUGAAUUCAAGGCGAAAACAUCACCAGGUGCUAAUGAGAACAAUGAGAAGGCCAAGGACAAGAAGAUGGAGUUCAUACCUGAUGUAUGCAAUAGUCAAAGUGCUAAUGAGAACAAUGAGAAGGCCAAGGACAAGAAAAUGGGAGUUCAACCUGAUGUUUGCAAUAGUCAAAGUGCUAAUGAGAACAAUGAGAAGGCCAAGGACAAGAAGAUGGAGUUCAUAGCUGAUGUAGUAGUCAGAGUGAAGAGUGAACAGCCACUGGACAAGAAGAAACUUAAGAGUGUAUUGUGUAAUGCAGGGGAUGUGGCAUAUAUAGACCUUCUGGAUGGAAACAAAGAGGGACAUAUUCGCUAUAAGGAGGCAUCAGGUGUAGAAACAUUAGUAGCUACACCACCCCUAGACUGCACAAUUAGUCGAAUAUCAGGUGAAGAGGAGAAAAAUUACUGGGACAAAUUGAUUGCACAGAGAGAUGCUAAACUGAACUCUAAAACCAGGGACAAGAAACGUGGAAAACAUAAGGUGAUCAGACAGGCAGAGAGAUUGAUACAAGAAGUCAGCAAGAGAGAACACAUCAUAUUCACAUAGGCUAGCAAGUUUCCCUUAUAAAUAAUCCUGAGAGGAAUUGAUACUGGAAGAGAACACAUCAUAUUCAC